This is a messenger RNA of Penicillium diatomitis, 1047 nucleotides long. RefSeq lists its product as uncharacterized. Gene Ontology annotation, molecular function: snoRNA binding. Gene Ontology annotation, biological process: rRNA processing. NCBI's taxonomy places the organism in Eukaryota, Fungi, Ascomycota, Eurotiomycetes, Eurotiales, Aspergillaceae. The record is from RefSeq and is a predicted model, not a curated record. The transcript is spliced from 2 exons. Bases 1 to 1047 code for a protein of 348 amino acids.
AUGUUCUCAAGUCUUGCGACAGCAGCCAAGGGUUUCUUCACACGACAAGACGCCGACGACGUACUAGCCGAUCGAACCACUGCUUCAUCCGCAAACACAUCCGCCAUGGUUGUCGCAACCCGAAAAGGGACAGUCGCGUCUCGAGAGAAAGAAAACUUGGCGUCAAACGACGCCUCUCAGCAAGGAAAACGUAAGGCUCAGCCGGUCGCUACAGAGAAGACGGAGGACAAGCAGAGCAAGCGCAGGAAGAGGAAUGCGCAGGAACUUGAGGAUGAAAGUGCCGAAGACACCGCCAGUGAAAGAUCAGAUGAGCCAUUCAUGAAUGGCGGCGAAGCAGAGCCCAAGAAACAUUUCCGGUUUGGAAGUGAAGAUGCGGAACCAUCAACGACAGCUACACAAUUGGAGCCGAUCUCAUCCCAAGGCGACCAGGACGACGAUGACAGUGAUAGCGACGACGAUGCGCCGGAGGCAUUUGACAACGCAGCGGCUCUUUUGAGAAUCAAGGAACAAGCUAGAAAGCAAGAGAAGGCAAAGCAACAAGAGGAUCAAUUGCGAAAGGACAGGCGGCGAAAGCUCGAUGAAAUUCGCAAGCUGCAGGCCAAGUCUAAGCCCACCGAACGCACAGCAUCUAGCGAAGAUCUCUUGUCCGAAAGUACCACAACCUUACUGGGAGACAACACUGAAGACGCCCGACGACGUGCCUUGCCUGCAUUGCUUCCAGAUGACAUUCUGAAUGCCGAGCCAGUGGCUCGUCCCCCGACACCACCGGCCGACAACUUCGGCUUUGCCAUCCCUCGGAGAUCCAACAAACUUCGAUUCCUGGAAAAGUCUGAGAAGCCCCCGAAAGACCUCCAAGUCGGCGAUGUCACAAUCCGAGUUCUGGAUGCGCCGGCCACAAAACAAAGUUCCAAGCCUGCGCUGCCCCCCAAAGCCUCCAAGAGUGGACGAGGCACCAGAGAGGGAUGGCUGAAGCAGGAAAAGAGCACGGCGCACGUCAAUGGUCUGCGAAGGACAGCGGGCGGCUCCACAGGUUUCAAGCGCCGAUGA